AGACCAGCCAUAGCAGUCCGGGUGUGAGGGAGAUCAUGCCGUCGUAUUGGUACUGGCGGCAUGUGGCUGAGGAUGGCGUGUGGCGCUGGCGGUCCGUCAGACACGAGGUCAGCUGAAUGGAUGAUGACAGCACUCGUCGAGGCUCCUCGGAUGCAGUCGUCUCUCGGCUUGGUCUGUGUGCAGGUGAGGAUUGCUGUGGUUCCCGCUGCUCACGAGGGCUGGUCCUACGGACUCACUCACGAGAGCGGACAGCCGCCCACAACACACGACAAACAGGUCGGUGGCAGAGACGACACACCUGGCUGCAUUUCUCUCGUCCAUCCCCUGUGUGUGUGUGUGUGCCGUCAGCCAUGGCAUCGUCUGUCCCGCGAUGAGCUCGUGUGCAUCUUCGGCUAUCUGUACCCGUGGGAGCUCGAGCGGCUGGAGGCCUCGCUGCGCACCCCGCUGUUCCUCCUCGCCCCCGCCCACUACUCACACCUCUCCAUCGAUGCAUCCGAUGCCGAGGCCGCUCGCCAGUGGGCGCACAUGCGCCCUUCCGCCGCUGUCCAGUGGGGCAGCCGAGCGGUAAACCUCCGCACAAUCACCCAGAAGCAGUCUCGAAGGAGCAUCUACGGGCGCUCCCUUGUCUACUCGGGCUGGUGUAUCGAGAAGAUGGUGUGUUUGGUUGAGGGCCACGUGCGAGGUCGGGCGGCCAUGAUCGAGAGGCAGCAGAGGGCGGCGGGGGCGGCGGGGGGGCAGCCACAGCAGGAGGGGUCGCUCGAGCAGAUCACGGUCACGGAUGUCGACCGCCUCGUCGAGAAGGAGGAUAGACAGCUUCAGCUGCCCCGCUUCGUCGGCCCCCCGAUCACCUUCCAUUCGCUGACUUCGAUCAUCGGCCUGGACGGCCACAGCAGCGACCUGUUUGACGAGCUCAAGUGGCGGAUGCCCCGGCUGGAGGAGGUGCAGUUCAGGUCGUGG
Molecule: messenger RNA, 957 nt
Organism: Vitrella brassicaformis
Lineage: Eukaryota; Vitrellaceae
Source: the annotation of a GenBank genome assembly